Dothidotthia symphoricarpi CBS 119687 is the source of this 1779-nucleotide messenger RNA. RefSeq names its product ankyrin. Lineage: Eukaryota; Fungi; Ascomycota; Dothideomycetes; Pleosporales; Dothidotthiaceae. Gene Ontology annotation, biological process: regulation of DNA-templated transcription. Gene Ontology annotation, molecular function: zinc ion binding; DNA-binding transcription factor activity, RNA polymerase II-specific; protein binding. The record is from RefSeq and is a predicted model, not a curated record. The coding region runs from base 1 to 1779 and encodes 592 amino acids. The transcript has 4 exons.
AUGCCGAACUCAACCAUCUUGCAGCCACUGCCACAUCGUCAAACUUCGGAAGUGAUGCCUUCCAGAAAGGCAAAAAGUGUCAUCAAGUGCAUUCCUUGUCGAAGCGGUAAGAAAAAGUGUCUACCUGAGCAUCGCGAUUGGCCCUUGAAAUGUGAACGUUGUACCACGCAUGGAAUCACAUGUUCAAAGGGCACGAUAAAGCCUAGGAUCAAUCGUUAUGUCCAGACACACAACAAUGCGCCGCCGCAACCAUCCAACAGUUUACCACCGUUAGCGGCGAAAUCCUCGACAUUUGCAUACCUCAAUCCAAAACCUUUCAUUCUGACUCAGCAAUGCACACCGGAGGGAUCGGAUCCCAGCAACCAAGAAGCGAUAUUUCUUCUCGGCAUCUCCGAAGUAGUCAACAUGGCUCUCGACGAGCUCCAAGACCUAGCAACCGAUAUGGCAAAGCCAUUCCAACGGCAUCCACAUAUUAGCUCCCUCGAAAGAUGCAUGCCUGGUAUCGAUGCCAUCCUAGAUGACUUCAAAUGCUUUAGUCUCGCAUUGCAGUUGAGGAUGCUCGAGAUUGGAGCCGCCAAAUUACUCUUGCACGCUCAGUUGGCCUUGACAAGCGAUUACUUUCGGCGCAAAGUCACAUGGAUUUCAGACAUGCGAUCUCUCGAGGAAGUACGUAGGUCUGUCAAAUUCUACCACAAGUCUGGCCAUGCAGGAUUUGCAUACGUCUUACAGAUGAAACUUAUGCUGGAAGAAACUCAUUGGAGGGACGAGGACAUUGAGGAUUUAAAAUCUUACAGACAACCAUUUCUUCAGGAUGUACGACGGUUUCUUCUCAAUGGGAGCAUACCACUACCAACGACCUUCGCGAAGUCUCAGGUGUUUGUUCCAAGAAGAUUCCUCCAGAUUCCUGCAAUUGCCACUGGUCUUCGGAAGGAUGGGCGCCCGGAUUGUCUGGGUAGAUCUGUGUAUAACAUUCUUUAUGACGCUGGGAUUCCCGUUAAAUGGUCCAAAGAAGAAGUCGAUCGUGCUGACGUCUUGGGUCGAACAGCUUUGCAUAUGGCCUGUCGAAAGUGUGAUGAGCAUAGUAUCAGACAAUUAUUGGAGCUUCUCGCGCGUGUAGACCAAAGAGCCUUGAACGGUCUAUUGCCACUUCAUUUCUCGGCCAUCUUCGGGACCAAGACAACCUGCGCCCAAAUCUGGUCCAGACAACAUUUUGUUGGAGCUGCAACGCAGGACGGAUAUGGUCGAUCCCCUCUGUUAUGGGCCGCCUUUUCUGGUAGCUCAGAAGUUGUAGCGUUUUUCCACGGGAGGACUUUUGCCGUUCAAGAUGACUAUGGAUGUACAGCUGUCGGUAUCGCAGCCGCUCAAGGUCAUAUGAAGAUUGUCACGUACUUGGCAAAACAAGGGUAUGCUUGCGACGUGCCGGAUGUUCAAGGUCGCACUCCGUUUUAUCCACUUGCAGUUGCCGCAAAACACGGCUCCACGAAAGCGGUCGCAUACCUACUCGGCCUUCCUAGCCUGCACAUGUAUCAAAAUCAGUUUCAAUCUGACGACGACUUGGAUUUGUCACCUAUGGUUCUGGCAGCUGCUGAGGGAGAGGCAGAAUGCGUCAAAUUGAUACUACAACUUACUUUCUGGAACCCAACACAUCCAGUCAUAGAGCGAGUUCGCGAGAUUGCAAAUCGUCACAACAACAACGCAAUAUUGGGUCUACUGCCACAGCACCACGACAACACAAUAUUGAGUCGACUUCCACAGCAUCUAUUGCAACAUAACGCCUAA